This is a messenger RNA of Actinia tenebrosa (Australian red waratah sea anemone), 2093 nucleotides long. RefSeq names its product adrenocorticotropic hormone receptor-like. Gene Ontology annotation, molecular function: G protein-coupled receptor activity. Gene Ontology annotation, biological process: G protein-coupled receptor signaling pathway. The record is from RefSeq and is a predicted model, not a curated record. NCBI's taxonomy places the organism in Eukaryota, Metazoa, Cnidaria, Anthozoa, Actiniaria, Actiniidae. Gene Ontology annotation, cellular component: membrane.
UGAUCGAACUCUCGGCUCCAGGAAAUUAAAACUACUUUUUAUGCUUCUAUUACCGUAAUUAGUGACACAAAUAUGUAUUUGAGUUAGAGCACACUUUAAUCUAUAUUGACGAGUGUUCAUGUAUUGAAGACUUGUACCAUGUUUGCACUGCUAUUAUUCUCGUUUUUUUAGCUGGUAUUCAAAGGCGAUAGGCAGAGAAUCCUCUCAAGGCAUUUCACGGUUUUUUUGAAGUGAAGAGCUGAAAAAACAUACUUAUCGAUGCCGGAUCUUUUAAGGCACGACAAGGCAAGACAAGACAAGAAAGACAGAGGAGCUUUACAUCAGGGACACUUCAGUUUUGGAUCUUGGUGUUUUUCUUCUGGCAUAAAGAAAAAAUCGGCAGGUCUUCACAAAAUGUACGCAAGUAACACAAUCAUCUUGUCAUGAAAGGUUAGCUCUAGCACUGUGCUAAAAGGAAUAACGCAUUCAACAGCUGAGCGUGACUUAACAGAAUUCACUUAACACCUUGGUUGUAUUACACUUGUGUAACGCAUUUUACAAACGACAAACGAGCGUAAUUUCGUUCUGUUACUCUGAGUAACGCAUUCCACGACCAAGCUUUUGUUACGCUCUAUUUCGGAUUCUUUCAUCGAGUGUGACUUAACAGGAUUUGAUAAGAAACAACUUCUUUGUGUUAUUGUGAGUAACGCAUUUCUCAACCAGGCGUGACUUGAUCCAUGGAUUUUGCUAUGAAUACAUCGGUUGCGUUACACUGUGAGUCCUGGUCACUGAUCGAUGACGUAGGCAAGAUUGAUGACUUCGUCAUUACCAUCGUCAUCACGUGCAUCAUCAAUGGACUAUUCAUUCUACCCGCGUUAAUACUCAACGGUAUUAUAAUUAUCGCGAUCAUCAAGACUCCGUCACUACGCAACCCGUCAAACUGGUUGCUCAGCAACCUAAUAUUUACUGACUUCUUAAUGGGCUUUCUCGGGCAACCGCUGUACAUAGUGAUUAACAUCUGGAGGGUACAAGGGGUGUUGUAUGAACAUUGUCCCACGGGAAUUGCUGAACGCAUUUUCACCAACAUUCUCCCACUUUCACUCAUGUUGACUCUCUCCGUUUCAAGCCUCGAUCGAUACCUCGCUAUACGUCUAAUGCUGCAGUACCGCACGACUAUGACGUCAUUCCGUGCCAUAAUCAUAAUAGUUACGCUCUGGGUGUUUGCUAUGUUGUGCGGUUUAUCACUAUUUUUCAUGGGACAGAAAGGUUUUGUGAUAUUACUAGCUAUUAUUUUUAUGAUUUGUUUGCUGGUUACCUUCGUUGCGUAUUUCAAAGCUUUCCAUGGGUUACGAAAGCACCAAACGCAGGUCAGUUCCCCUGACAAUGUCUCCACUGUCUGCAUCAAUGUCAAGAAAUACCAUCGAUCGUUCACUACGAUGCUCUGUGUAUUUCUACUCCAACUUCUAUUCUACACACCAGACAUCUGUGCAAAGUUUUUCUCUGUCGACCAAACUACGCCUAAAUCUUCUUUGAUUGCAACUUUGGUUUCUGAUACCAUAAUGUAUGCUAACGCGACUUUGAAUCCCCUGUUUUUCCUUUGGAGAAUGCGUGACGUGCGUCGAGCUUGUAAAAACUUGUAUAAAAAAAUAUUCAGAAAAUGAAGUAAGGUUUGAUUGUAACCUUGGUUUCUGAAAAUAUUCAGAAUAUGAAAUAAGGUUAUUAACAUUGGAAAAUGUGUGAUCUACGUCCAAGCUUGCAAAAACCUUUAUAAGAAAAUACUGAGAAAAUGGAGCAAGAUUAUAUACAUUGCACAAGAAUGGAAAGGCCAAUAUUCCAGGAGUGGAGAGUCUGUCCCAGUUUAACGAUUUCCUUGGUCUCCAGCCAAUCACAAUAAUAAUGCACGAAAGACGUGCGUAAUUUAAAAGACAGAUACAAAGAUGAGUGCAUGAGAUCAAUUCUCAUAAUGAUUGGCUCAUUCAAUAGAAAGAGUUACAAAAACUACGGUGCAUUAGUCUCCUACGCAGGUUACUCCAUAUUAUCAAAUAACUGUUAUAAACUUCGCGUUCUGAUUGGUUGGGAGCGCGUGCUUUAUGAGAGCACACAGCACACGCGCG